UCGACUCAGUACGUAAAGAAUAAAAUUAAUGGCAGCUGUCAUUUAUAUCCCGCACUGCUGAUUGUUGUAAGGAUUUUGCUUACAAUAAAUAAAGUAUUUCGCUCGCCCUUCUAGCGGACAUAAAUUAAAAUUUUGCUAAUUAAGUGCCUUACUACUCUAGUCGGAGACCAUGCUAAUCACAGUUCUGUGUGUUAUCCUGUCAGCGGCGUUAUUCGCACAAGGUGCCGAAGAGACCACGCCCAACCCGGCAUGUAACGAUUUUGCAAUGUUGGCCUGCUUGAUGGCACCCAUGGCGCACUUUAUGAGCCCCAUCGGAAUGGCCAUGCUGGAGCGCAUGGGCAACCGCACCGGAAGUGAAGCACAGUUUACCCAGGAAGACAUCACCAUGAUCUGCCAGGUGACGUCAACGGCGGGUCAGUGUUUGGAAGGCUACAUUAAUAACUGCUUCUCAUCCGCCGGAAACGGCUCCAACUUCCACCAAUUCUUCAGUGGUAGCCUGCAAAUUAGCAAGGAAUUCUGUGCCCGCUCCAGCCUUUACGCCGACGGGAAGCUAGCCUAUGAAUGCCUGAAUGAACUGGAAAAAAAAGACAACGGUUCCAGUUGCGGCGACGAUGAGGAGUUUGAGGAUCCCUUUCACUGUAAUAAUGCGUCCAUGAUGGAACUGCAGCAGCAUCAGGUGUUCUUCCAGCAAAACGAUGUGCUUGGUCAUCUGUGCUGUACGUUUGACAAGGUCAAACAAUGCGCCGUGGCGAGCCAGAUAAAUAGCGUAUGUUCCGCGGAUGCGCGUCGAGUGAUUGGAGAAUUAGUUGGUGUGAUUGAUAAGGCGUAUACGUGUGCCGACCGUCUUAAAGAUUGCGCUACAAUGCCCCAGCGCAUCAGGACCAAAGCCAACAAUUGCCGCCUAGCGGCAGAUGCGCCAUAGUGCACCUUUGAAUAUUCUUUACAAAAAUUCCCACCUUUUUCUAGAUGUGUUUUUACUAUAAUUCUAAAAUAUGUAUCUGUACAUGCGGAAGUUUUGCUGUACGUAUUUAAUACUUACUAUAGUGCUGUGGUAGGUAUAUACUUUCUUUGCAACCUUUGUAGAUGCUAGCUGUACACUAUCUUACAAUUGUUAGUUUAACGUGAUAAUAUUGAGAACCGAUACCCAGCAUGGCCUAACAAUGUUUUCCGCUAAAGAAAAGGAAAAAAAAUAAAAAAUUU
Molecule: messenger RNA, 1200 nt
Organism: Paramacrobiotus metropolitanus
Lineage: Eukaryota; Metazoa; Tardigrada; Eutardigrada; Parachela; Macrobiotidae
Exons: 3
Coding region: 170-922 (250 amino acids)
Source: RefSeq, a predicted model, not a curated record